UGUCAAGACGGCAGAGUCUUGGGGCAAAAACAGAAGUGACAUGCUUGUACAACAUAAAAUCAACACUGUGUAACUCCUUCACAGCUUCAUUGUGCAGCAAUAAUGGCCUUGCAGAAAGCAGUUAUGUCAGGGAGUGACCAUCAGAAUGAGAGCUUGUCUUUGAUUGCCACUGAGACUGGUGCAGGUGAUGGAAAAGAUCCCGAGUACAGCAGUUCAGAGCAUUGGCUUACGCUGAGAGACAAUGUGGAGAGGUCCAGACUGGAGGGGGGAUUUGCUGACCUCAUCAUCUGUGUUGGCCGUCGCAGGUUUCCAUGCCAUCGUGUUAUACUUGCAGCAGGUGCCCCUUACUUUAGAUCUAUGUUUUCAUCAGGAAUGGAAGAGUGCCGAAAAAAGGCCAUUGAAAUCAAGGAGAUUGACCCUGAAGUGUUUGAACAUACUCUUCGUUACAUCUACACUGGACAGAUAAACAUAAGUGUGCCAAUUGCUCCAGAGCUCUUUACUCAGGCUCACAUGUUCCAGAUUGCCUCCCUGGUAGAACUGUGUUUCCAGUUUUUCCGAGAAAAUAUCAAUGAAUGUAACUGCCUAGGUGCCCUUACCCUUGCGGAUAUCCAUGGUCACAAGCAGCUGUAUGAGUUUGCUAAAGCCUUCACUUGUGCUCACUUCACCACUUUGGUCGAGGAAGAAGACUUUCUGAAACUAUCUUUUGAUUGCAUCGGGGACUUGUUUAAGGACCGGCGCCUAAACUGCACAGCAGAAGAGAUUGUGUAUGAGGCAGCCAUCAAGUGGUUGGAUUUUGAUCCUGAAGCUCGUAAGGCAUACCGCACACCUGUGUUGGAAUGUAUUAAGUUCCCCCUGAUACGAGAAAAUUUUCUAAUGGACAUCGUUGUACGCUCGUCAAACCCAGGGGGUGAGGACAAGGGCAGAGACCUUCUGGAAGAUGCGGUGACUUUCCACACCAUUCCAUCCAGGAGAAACAUGCUGCCAGCCUACCAGACAACCCCUCGCUUAUCCUUUCCCAUGUUCGAGGCAUCAGUACUUCUUGGAGGCCGAUUAUCUGAUGGUUUGAGCAAUGAUGUCACAGGCUAUAGAUCAGACACAUCCGAGUUCUUCAGCAUGAAGCAACUGCCCUUUAAAAAGAGAAACGAGUUCGCGGUCUGCACUAUUGGGGACACAAUAUAUGUCUCCGGGGGAUUGAGGAGUGCAGAAUUUUGGAAAUAUGACACUGCUUUUGAGACAUGGCUUCGUGGGUCAUCCCUUCUUCAUGCCAGAAGAAGACAUUCUAUGGUGGCUGUUGAUGAUGUCAUCUAUGUCCUCGGAGGAUUUGAUGAGGAAAAUGUCUUGGGAUCUGUGGAAAAAUGGUGCAGUAAAUCUAACAAGUGGGAGAACUGUGGGAACCUGACUUACCCUGUGGAAAACAUGGGAUAUGUUGCAUACGGACACAAGAUAUACCUUUUUGGAGGAAAGAACAAUGACGAGCUUGUAACCAAUACUGUUCAGUGUUUUGACACAAUGACGUCAACUUGUGUGCAGCUAACCAAAGGUCUGCCAGUGAAUGACAUGUGCCUUAGUGCUGCUGUCCUCAAUCAGCAAAUCUACAUUGUUGGGCUGGAGGGUGUCUUCCGCUUUUAUCCAGUAGCAGAAACAUGGGAAAUACUCAAGGACAUGAAAACACCAAGAGAUUUUAUCAGUUUGGCUGUACUGGACGAAAAGCUCUACUCUUUUGGUGGGCGUCGCCGAGGGGCAAAGGAUAACCUGUACUCAUACGCAGUGGAAUGCUAUGAUCCCAAGCUGAACACAUGGAAAGAAGUGGGGAAGAUGCCAUGUGCCAUGUACUGUUAUGGUUGUGUCAGAGUCCUACUUUGUGGUAAAUCAAAGGCAGGUGAAACUGUAAGCUGACUUGAAAUUUACUUGAGUUAUUUACAUGUACAUAUCUCUAUAACUGUGCUGUUUACUUUUGUGAGGGAUAAACUUUAAUAUUUUAAGAACAUUUUAAUACAUCAUUUCAUGUGUUAACCUUGUUGGUUUGAUAUGGUAUCUAGCCAGUCCAGUGACCAUACUUACAUCCUGUGUAACUGGUAAAUGUAUGUAGCAGUGUUGUGUAUUUAGAGACAUUUUAUAUUGUCGUUUCAAUAUUUUGGAAUAACGCAUUUGUUGUAAAUUUUAUUUGAGUGAUGAUUUGCAAUGUGCAGAACCUUGUUGAUUUGCACCAUGUACAUGUGCUUUUACUUACAAAUCUUUAAAAGCCAAAUACAAAUUGAGUACCCCCUUGGUAUAAUGAUAUAUUUUUAAGUGCUGGUAGUAGACCUUCCAUUCCAGUUCAUAUCUGCCUCAUCAAUGGCGCCAAUAAUGUACCUACAUGAACUUAUGGAGAGCAUCAUAAUAUAUUAUAUCAGUGUUAUUUAUUGUGGGUUUG
Messenger RNA from Liolophura sinensis, 2413 nucleotides. Its product is annotated as kelch-like protein 24. The record is from RefSeq and is a predicted model, not a curated record. The transcript is spliced from 3 exons. Bases 103 to 1896 code for a protein of 597 amino acids. NCBI's taxonomy places the organism in Eukaryota, Metazoa, Mollusca, Polyplacophora, Chitonida, Chitonidae. Gene Ontology annotation, molecular function: protein binding.